ACACGCUAAUUAAAUAUUAAUAAUGGGCUCGAUAUCUUCAGCGUCCCUACGUACAGAAAGACAUAAAAUUAAAGUUAAAAAAGAACGUUCACUCGUUCAGGAUACCCUGCAACUUGCUCACCAAGCUCUCACUCUUCGUCAUCAUCGAUGGCCAACUCGGCCUCGGACUCAGCUUCCCCUCCCCACCACCGACCCCAACAAGAACACGCACCCCCAAGAUUGUCAUGGCGUUCUACUCUGCUGUUUACAUUCCUGGCUCCUGUUAUAGCCGCCGUGGUGCUCUACCGACUCGAUUCAUUUGACCCGGCUCACAUGCCUGUCGACGACCUCACUUAUCCGGGAUUGAAAGUGUCGAAGCGUAACGAUCGCAUGUUGCAAGGAGCGGAACUGCUGGGCCUGGGAGUCCUCCGGGGACCUGAAGAUAUUGUUUAUGACUCUCGGUUUAACGUCGUUUACACGGGUUGUGAAGACGGGUGGAUCAAACGAGUCACGCUCAAUAACUCGGUGAUUGAGAAGUGGAUCAACACCGGCGGUAGACCGCUUGGACUAGCUCUUCGACAUAACGAAUUCAUCGUUGCUGAUGCUUACAAGGGGCUGCUGAAGAUAAAUGGAAAUGAAAUAAUUGAGCUGCUAACGGAUGAGGCAGAGGGUCAAAAGUUCAAGCUGACCGAUGCUGUAGAAAUUGCUGAAGAUGGCAUCAUAUAUUUUACAGAUGCUUCAUAUAAAUAUAAUUUAGCUGAUUAUAUCUGGGACAUUUUAGAGGGCAAACCUUUUGGCAGAUUACUGAGUUUUGAUCCUGUAACGAAGGAGACCAAGGUGUUGCUUCAUCAUCUCUACUUCGCCAAUGGAAUCACAAUCUCUCCGGAUCAAUCUUUUCUAGUGUUUUGUGAAACCCCUAUGAGAAGGUGCAGUAAGUAUUAUAUUAAAGGGAAGGAAUCAGGACGUGUGGAAAAGUUCAUUGAGAAUUUGCCUGGCUUUCCUGAUAACAUUCACUAUGAUGGCCAAGGUCUUUACUGGAUUGCAAUCGCCUCGGAAUUCUCGAAAUUCUGGGCUCUGGCGAUUAGAUACCCUGUCAUCCGAAAGUUUGUCGGAAUUGUGCUUAAAUACAUGGGGCUACCACAAAUGACCAAAAAUGGUGGGGCUGUGGCUGUUGAUUUGGAAGGAAAAUCGAUUGCUCACUAUCACGAUCCUGGAAUACCAAUAAUUUCUAGUGCGAUCAAGAUUGGAGAUCAUCUGUACUGUGGUUCCGUAGACAACCACUACAUGCUGCGUCUCGACCUGAAUCAAUAUCCCGCCGUAUGAAUGAGUAAUCCUCAAUGUGAUCUGAUCACAAAUGAUAUUACUUUCAGCUGAAUAAUAAUAACAUUUCCAAAACAGAUGCAUUGAGUAAUCCUCAAUCCUUAAAAUCUUUUAUAUUACAUUUUUGUUUUUAAUUACAAAGUGAAAUAUUUUAUUUUUUUUAA
Messenger RNA from Pistacia vera, 1463 nucleotides. RefSeq names its product protein STRICTOSIDINE SYNTHASE-LIKE 7-like. Gene Ontology annotation, biological process: biosynthetic process. Gene Ontology annotation, molecular function: strictosidine synthase activity. The transcript is spliced from 4 exons. The coding region runs from base 148 to 1302 and encodes 384 amino acids. NCBI's taxonomy places the organism in Eukaryota, Viridiplantae, Streptophyta, Magnoliopsida, Sapindales, Anacardiaceae. The record is from RefSeq and is a predicted model, not a curated record.